Messenger RNA from Didymodactylos carnosus, 3186 nucleotides. The record is from the annotation of a GenBank genome assembly. Lineage: Eukaryota; Metazoa; Rotifera; Eurotatoria; Philodinida; Philodinidae.
AUGUUAAAAGAUUGUUCAUCGUCAAACAAAUUAUUUAAAGAACUAAAAACACAUGCCAAACUUGUUUUGACAAAUUUAAAUAUGUUAAGAAAACAAAAAGAAUUAUGUGAUGUAUUACUUAUCAUUGGACAAUCAAAAAUUCCAGCACAUCGAGCCGUUUUAUCAGCUUGUAGUCCUUAUUUUAAAGCAAUGUUUACUGGUGAAUUGGCUGAAAGUCGUUUAACAGAAAUCGUUAUUCAUGAUGUUGAUGAGAAUGCCAUGGAUUUAUUAAUUGAAUUUUGUUAUACAUCAACAAUUUUAGUUGAUGAAAAAAAUGUUCAGUUAUUAUUACCAGCUGCUGGUAUAUUACAGAUUCAAGAAGUACAAGAUACAUGUUGUGAAUUUUUAAAAACUCAAUUAGAUCCAUCGAAUUGUCUUGGAAUACGAGCAUUUGCUGAUACACAUUCAUGUAGAGAAUUAUUAAAAAUUGCCGAUAGAUAUACACAACAUAAUUUCAAUGAAGUAAAAGAAAGUGAAGAAUUUUCAUUUUUACCCAUAACUCAAUUGAUUGAUAUAGUAUCAAGUGAUGAAUUAAAUAUGACCAGCGAAGAAGAUGUAUUUAAUGCUGUCAUGCAAUGGGUACAAUUUAAUGUUGAACAAAGAAAACAGUAUUUACCACAGAUAUUAGAACAUGUUCGCUUCCCAUUGAUGAAUGCACGAUUUCUUGUUAGUACCGUUAGUUCAGAUCCAUUGAUACGAAGUGAUCAAACAUGUCGUGAUCUUGUUGAUGAAGCAAAAGAUUAUUUAUUAUUACCUCAAGAAAGAUUAAAUAUGCAAGGACCAAGAACACGACCGAGAAAACCAAUUAAACCUGGAGAAGUACUAUUUGCUGUGGGCGGAUGGUGUUCCGGUGAUGCUAUUGCCAGUGUGGAAAUGUAUGAUCCAUCGACGAAUGAAUGGCGUGCUGUUGCUCCAAUGAGUAAACGACGAUGUGGAGUAGGGGUAGCUGUAUUAAAUAAUCUAUUAUAUGCUGUGGGAGGGCACGAUGGUACCAGUUAUUUGAACAGUGUUGAAAGAUUUGAUCCACAAACCAAUCAAUGGAGUAGUGAAGUAUCACCGACGAGUUCAUGUCGAACAAGUGUUGGUGUAGCCGUAUUAGAUGGAUGUUUAUUUGCGGUCGGAGGACAAGAUGGAAUGUCGUGUUUAAAUCUAGUGGAAAAAUAUGAUCCAUCACUACAGCGAUGGAUUCGUGUGACAUCAAUGUGUACAAAACGUCUAGGUGUAGCUGUUGCGGUAUUAGACGGAUAUUUAUACGCCAUUGGAGGCAGUGAUGGUCAAUGUCCAUUGAGUACAGUUGAACGUUACGAUCCAAAAAUAAGUAAAUGGUCAGCUGUUGCUUCGAUGACGACACGACGUAAACAUUUGGGAUGUGCUGUAUUUAAUGGUUAUAUAUAUGCUGUCGGUGGUCGAGAUGAUGCUACAGAAUUAUCAACCGCCGAACGUUAUAAUCCAAAGACAAACCAGUGGAGCACAGUCGUAGCCAUGAAUUCAAGAAGAAGUGGAGUUGGUUUAGCUGUCGUUAAUGGUCAGUUAAUGGCUAUUGGAGGUUUUGAUGGUGCCGCAUAUUUGAAAUCCGUUGAAUUGUAUGAUAGUGAACAAAAUUCAUGGAAAUUAAAUGGUGGAAUGAAUUGUCGACGAUUAGGUGGUGGUGUAGGAGUUAUUAAACUACAUCACUUAGACUCUAUAUUAUCGGUGUUGAUUACGAAUGCAGAUGACAUAAAAAAUCGAUCAUUAUCAAAACUGAUUUCGUUCUCUUCUUCUUUAAUGAAUAUACAACAUGAAACAAUGCAAACAAUGAAUUCAGCCGAUUUACAACAGUAUUCUUCUAGUGGUGAUGUUGAUGAUUCUGGUUUACAUGAUGAUUUAGGUGAUGAUUUAUCAUUACAAUUAAAUUCUACCAUUUCAAAUUUAGUUAUUAAAGGUCGUGUACCAAAACCGGAUGAUGAACGAAAACUAUUUGUAGGUCAAUUAUCAUCAGAUAUAACAAAAGAUGAUUUAUUUAAUUAUUUUUCAAAAUUUGGAAAAAUUGAAGAUGUCACAAUUAAAUAUGAUGUACCUGGUGGACGAGCAAGAGGAUUUGCAUUUAUUUUAUAUGAUAAAAAAGAUUCAUUACAACAAGCAUUACAAUCACAAGAACAUUAUAUUAAUAAUUUUCAAAUUGAUCCAAAACCAGCACAUAGAAGACCAGCUGUAACAAAUCCUGUUAAAAAAAUAUUUAUUGGUCAAUUACCACUUGAAUUUCCUGAAGAAGAUUUACGAAAUUAUUUUCAACAAUAUGGACCCAUAGAAAAUAUUGAUUUACCUAUUGAUCGUGAAAAAAAUUGUCGCCGUCCAUUUUGUUUUAUUUCAUUUAAUUCGGAAAAAACAGCUGAAGAAGUUCUUAGACAACAACGACAUAUGAUUAAUGGUGUUUCAAUUGAAGUACGGCCAGCAAAACCAAGGGCUCAUGAACAAGGUGCAGGUGGUAAUAUGACACCACAAUCGAUGAUGUCCGGAGGUGGAAAUAAUUCUUCUUAUGACGGAAAUAGUGUUGGUAAUUCGUAUGGUGGCCACAUGAAUCAAUGGAGUCAAGGCGGUAAUUCAGGAUCAUAUUGGAAGUCGGAUAAUAAUAAUCAAAAUACAAAUUCAUUUGCACAAUGGUCACAAGGAACGAAUGGUGGCAGUUUAUCGUCGGAUAAUUAUCCACAUCAAUCAUCAGCAGUUUAUAAUAUGUAUCCACAACAAAUGUCAUCAAAUUCAACUCAUUCUUACCCAAAUUAUGGUCAACCACAAACAAAUUAUGCCUCAGCCUAUGGACAAUAUUCAGAACAAGCUGGUUAUGGAGGUUCUCAGGGUACAUCUAUUUCAAACACAUGGAAUCCUCAACAGCAACCACAAUAUGCUACCACUCAACAACAACAACAACAACAACAACAACAACAACAACAAUCAGCUCAGUCUGCUUAUGAUCAACAAAGUUUAUAUGCUUAUUAUGCCGCCAAUUAUGCUGCACAAUUAUAUAAUCAACAACAACAGUCUCAACAAACACAAUCGGGUGUCAAAAUGGAUCCAUCUUUAUCAUCAAAUAAUGGUGGAGCAGGAGAUGCCAUAGGAUUGGCACAAAAACAAUCGAAUUUAUCAUCGUCUGCCUACCAUUCAUAUCAGUAA